AUGUUCUACGACCUUAACAUCCCGUACUCCGCAACCGAUACGAACCUUCCAACAACACUGGCAUUCCUGCAUGAGCUGGGCUACAGUGUCGCGGCUCUCAAUCAUACAAUCGCCGGGAAGCUGCCUACCGACUUGACCAGCCCAAUUCCAGAUCCUCUUCCAUUCAAGAACGUCCCGCCGAAGCUCACCGUGCUGCGCCGCGUUACGCUGGUUCUCACAGAAGCUCACCAAAAUGCGCGCCUUGCUGCUCUCGCAAAAGAGUACGACAUCCUUGCGGUACGACCAACUGAUGAGCGCACGCUCCAGCUAGCAUGCGGCUCGAUUGAUUGCGACAUCAUAUCCCUCGAUCUGACACAACGCCUGCCGUUCUUUUUCAAAUACAAAACCCUGAGCGAGGCGAUCAAGUCUGGGAAGAAGCUGGAGCUCUGCUAUUCACAAGGCCUGCUGGGAGAUGGGCAGUCUAGGAGGAACUUGAUCAGUAAUGCGACACAGCUGAUUCGCGCGAGCAGAGGCAGAGGACUACUGAUAUCAUCGGAAACCAAGGCCGGUGCUGUGGGUUUGAGAGGACCGUGGGACGCAAUCAACCUGGCUGCCGUGUGGGGACUGGGUCAGGAGCGUGGGAACGAGGCCAUGAGUAAAGAAGCGAGGAAUGUCGUGGUCUCUGCGCAAUUGAAGAGGACUAGUUACAAAGGUGUGAUCAACGUGGUAUAUGGCGGCGAGAAGCCCCAGCAAGCGGAGAAAGAUGCGAGCCUGCAGAAUAUCAAGGGCAAGCAAAAGCAGGGACAGAAGAGAAAGGCCGAUGCUGUGGAGCACUCCAGCGGCAAUGCGAAUGCUACUGGCGUCGAUCCACCAAUCAGUAAGCGUGAGGCUAAGAGGAGAGCACACAAGGCGAGGAUGCAAACGGCUACCAGCGGUGAUUCCAACAUCGGAGAUGACACAGCUCAGCACGUACAAGGGGUGACAUAG
Lecanosticta acicola is the source of this 966-nucleotide messenger RNA. The record is from the annotation of a GenBank genome assembly. Lineage: Eukaryota; Fungi; Ascomycota; Dothideomycetes; Mycosphaerellales; Mycosphaerellaceae.